UGCCUUGGGCUGUACACCGUGCAGUGACUCCAGUCGCUCAGUGGUUGUGAUGCUGGUCACAUGCCCGCUCUCCACCGCGCUGACCUGCUAUCACGGGAAUCACCUUCAUAGGUCACAAAUACUCAUAGCACGGACACUGCCAGACCUCAGCUAAGUGAACUCGGGGACCCGACAACUUGGCCUAUUUAGACAUGGAAUACGGGCUUCAUAAACAUUUGUAGAACUUUAAACGAUAAGCAUCGACUUUCUGUGCGUGAAAAGAUCUCGAGUCUGAAUUUAUUCGAGAUGCCUUCGGCCCGUUUGAUGUUCCUGUGUGUAACGUGCGGGCUCUUGCUGUGGAUGGUGGUGCCGUGGUCAGGCAGGCUCAGCAACUUGUCUCAGCUUCGCGAAAUGAAUUGGGUUAAAGCUGAAUUUCAAGAACAUCUGGAUGACAUUGUUAGACUUUACAACUUGUCCCUUAAGUCUUUCGCCUCCCAUGAACUUCCUCCAGCAGAUGACCCGAGUUCCUGGAAGACCAUUCUGUUCUGGCAUACCUGGUUCGGCUUUAAUUGGUCACAUAGGUUCGGCCCCACCACUCCGGAAGGGUUGCGAGAGGUCGGCUGUCCCAGUUGGAGGUGCAGGUUCACUCUCGACCACAAAAAGGUUUCCGAGGCUGAUGCUGUUAUCUUCGAAGCCGGCAGAUUCUCGGGCCGCCCAAAAGGGAUGACCCGGCCCUUAAAUCGAGCGGUUUGGGUCUCGGCGGAGUCUCCCAUAUCGGCGUCCGGUCUGUAUCAGCUCACUGUAAUCAGUGCUUAUAACCGGAGUCGUGCCAUCAACUGGACCAUGACCUACCACUCCGAGUCCGACAUCGGGGGAUACUUCGGACACUUUCGCUCCCUCGGCGUCAGUGCCAUGCCAAUGCGACCCAACUUGAUGGCUGAACACCGCGAGGCUCUGAAGCGGCAUCGAGCGGCUCUCGCCCAAAACAAAACCCUGCAGGACGUGAUGGGCGGUGGCUGGAGUACCUUCGUGCAGAGGCCCCGGGUGGUGGCCUUCAUGACCAGCCAUUGCGUCACCCUCUCCAGGCGUGAGGAGUACGUGGUCGAGCUCCAGAAAUACAUGGAGGUGGACAGAUACGGGGGAUGUGUGAAACGACGUUGUGGAGAACGUCAUAAUGCAGAUAGCUGCUGGAAGAGUGUGCUGGGUGGCAACUAUUCCUUUUACAUGGCCAUGGCGAAUUCCUUUUGCAGAGAUUACGCUACAGAGAAGCUUUACCUGGCGCUGGUGUACAAUAUGGUGCCAGUGGUGUGGGGAGGCAGUGACUACGACAAACUGCUGCCGCCCCACUCCUACAUCAACGCCCGCCACUACCACCCGAAGAACCUGGCCCGCCUCCUGACGCGCCUCCACAAGGACCCCGUCGCUUACGGCAGAUAUCACCUGUGGCGUGGGUACCUCAAGCCAGUGCUGGGAGGCAGCUUCUGUGAAUUAUGUCAUCGUCUGCACACUGACAAAACGGUCGGUCACCAUAAGGACGUGAGCGAGUGGGCCAAGAGGACCGGCAUGUGUGUAAAUGUGCCUCAGAAUUUGUUCAGCGAUAACAAGUGGAGGAAGUUCAUCAACGACACCGAAGUGACCCCCGGUGGAAGUGGAAAAUGAAAGCUUGUAUUACAGAACUAGCUAGGGUGAGGUAGCUAGGUAGGAUGAGGUUGGUGGGUUUUCACGUAGAUAGAUAGAUAGAUAGAUAGAUAGAGGAAUAACUGAUAGAUUGAUUGGCAGACGGAUAGUGAGAUUCAUACUUAUAUAUUUAUAAAUGAGAGAGAGAGAGAGAGAGAGAGAGAGAGAGAGAGAGAGAGAGAGAGAGAGAGAGAGAGAGAGAGAGAGAGAGAGAGAGAGAGAGAGAGAGAGAGAGAGAGAGAGAGAGAGAGAGAGAGAGAGAGAGAGAGAGAGAGAGAGAGAGAGAGAGAGAGAGAGAGAGAGAGAGAGAGAGAGAGAGAGAGAGAGAGAGAGACCCCUCACCAUCCCACCCUUCCUCCCUGCCCCACACUUCUCUCUUAACUGUAUGUGCCAUAGGGUGAACAUGAGUCCUUGUUCCUCGCAUAGGUUUCAGCAUAACGGAGCUAUAUAAUAGGGACCAAGAGUGGGAUGACUUGUGUAUUCUUAAGUUGGUAUUAUGAGAGGCUUCCACCCCUGACAACAGCUGUAUCCAGAGGCCGAGGAGGAGAGGAGUCCGAGUUCUACUGAGUGUUGUUUUAGGUUCACGGUACAGAAGAAGAGUCGAACUACCAUGCAAGGUCAUAAAACUACCCCUGGGAAUGCCCAGAUCUCCUAUACGAAAGCCUAGUCAAAUAUAUGUACCUGUUUGGGAGAGAGAGAGAGAGAGAGAGAG
This is a messenger RNA of Eriocheir sinensis (Chinese mitten crab), 2368 nucleotides long. Its product is annotated as alpha-(1,3)-fucosyltransferase C-like. The coding region runs from base 286 to 1638 and encodes 450 amino acids. The record is from RefSeq and is a predicted model, not a curated record. Lineage: Eukaryota; Metazoa; Arthropoda; Malacostraca; Decapoda; Varunidae. Gene Ontology annotation, molecular function: alpha-(1->3)-fucosyltransferase activity. The transcript has 7 exons. Gene Ontology annotation, cellular component: membrane.